Molecule: messenger RNA, 744 nt
Organism: Phytophthora megakarya
Lineage: Eukaryota; Oomycota; Peronosporomycetes; Peronosporales; Peronosporaceae
Source: the annotation of a GenBank genome assembly
AUGAAUCAAUCUGAAAACGGAAACUCCGACAAGCUCAAAUAUAGAGCUGCCCGAGAUGCGUGGAAGAUUGCAGAACGAUUUCUCUUGACUGACGGCAAUGUGCUGUACUAUAUGAACUCGACUCCUCGGAACCAACAAGACAACCAAGAAGAUCUGAGACUGCGACUGGUAGUCCCAACUACGAUGAUUCAAGAAGUACUUCAAAACAACCAUGACUCGUUGGAAGGUGGACAUCAAGGCGUAGUGAGGACAUAUCAACGAGUGAGGCAAGAUUAUUAUUGGUUAGGCCUAUAUGCAGACGUUGAGAAACACGUGAAGUCUUCAAGUAAGAGCAAACCACAGCUGAGAGGGUAUUAUCCUGGUAACAUUCUCGCCGAACGACCAUUCCAGAUUAUCUCGAUGGACUUCGUAAUUCGGCUGCCGAAAUCUCGACGAGGUAACACGGCGCUACUGCUAUUCCAGUGUGCUUUCACUGGAUUCGUCAUUGCUAAACCGAUGUUCAAAGUCGCACAAGUAUUCGAAGAAUGUAUUUACCGGAGAUUUGGGGCACCGUCAUUAAUAAGCCAUGAUAGGGAUCUCCGCUUUAUGAGAGAAGUAUUCCAAGCGUUUGCCGAGAUGAUGCAGUCAAGACCGAGAGCAACUCUGAGUUAUCGACCACAAGUCAACGGACAGCAAGCAAGAUCAGUUAAGACGGUAAUGCAAUCUGUAAAAGUUUAUGCCGAAGACCCACUUAAGCAAGACUGA